GAUCGGCUGGGGCGGUGCCGCAGCGUGAAGGAGUUUGAGAAGCUCAAUCGGAUCGGAGAGGGCACGUACGGCAUCGUGUACCGUGCCCGGGACACGCUGACCAACGAGACAGUGGCACUGAAGAAGGUGCGGAUGGACAACGAGAAAGAUGGAAUGCCCAUCAGCAGCCUGCGGGAGAUCACCCUGCUCCUGCAGCUCCAGCACCCCAACAUUGUGGAGCUGAAGGACGUGGUUGUGGGAAACCACCUGGAGAGCAUUUUCCUGGUGAUGGGAUACUGCGAGCAGGACCUGGCCAGUCUCCUGGAGAACAUGCAAACGCCCUUCUCGGAGGCUCAGGUGAAGUGCAUCAUCCUGCAGGUGCUCAAGGGCCUGCAGUACCUCCAUGAGAACUACAUCAUCCACAGGGACCUGAAGGUGUCCAACCUGCUGAUGACCGACAAGGGCUGUGUGAAGAUAGCUGAUUUCGGCUUGGCACGCACCUACGGGAUGCCCCCUAAGCCCAUGACCCCCAAAGUGGUGACUCUGUGGUACCGCGCACCGGAGCUGCUGCUGGGGAUGACGACCCAGACUACCAGCAUUGACAUGUGGGCUGCUGGCUGCAUCCUGGCCGAGCUGCUGGCACACAAACCGCUGCUGCCAGGCACCUCCGAGAUCCACCAGAUCGACCUCAUCGUGCAGCUCCUGGGGACACCCAACGAGAACAUCUGGCCGGGCUUCUCCAAGCUGCCGCUGGCCACCCAGUACACCCUGCGCAAACAGCCCUACAACAACCUGAAGCACAGGUUUCCCUGGCUCUCGGAGGCUGGGCUGCGACUGCUCAACUUCCUCUUCAUGUACGACCCCAAGAAAAGGGCCACAGCCAAGGACUGCCUGGAGAGUUCCUACUUCAAGGAGAAGCCCUUGCCCUGUGAGCCGGAGCUGAUGCCCACCUUCCCACACCACCGGAACAAGCGGGCGGCCAGCACGGCGACGGAGAGCCAGGCCAAGCGCAGCAAGCCCUGAGCUGGCCCCCGGGAGCAGGCGUGAUGUGUCCUGGCUGAGGUGGAUUCCCUCAGCCCAACAGUCCCGGCGCCAUGGGGACGGCUCCUCACUCCGUCUGCCCGUGUGGGACGGGGCAGGCUCCGGUCUGCAGCUGGGCGAGCAUGGCCCCAGAGCCAGGAGAGAGGAGAGAUGGGGCCCGGGGACGCCCAGGCUUGGCAGGGUCAGUCCUGUCCCAGGCGGGUCCUGGUUUGUGCUGUCUGUGGGGGGGGGGAACCCCAGCUCUGCCAUCAAUAAAAGCAUCUGGUAGUGGCAA
Molecule: messenger RNA, 1294 nt
Organism: Vidua macroura (Pin-tailed whydah)
Lineage: Eukaryota; Metazoa; Chordata; Aves; Passeriformes; Viduidae
Gene: CDK10
Product: cyclin dependent kinase 10
Exons: 13
Coding region: 133-1002 (289 amino acids)
Biological process (GO): protein phosphorylation; regulation of mitotic cell cycle
Cellular component (GO): nucleus
Molecular function (GO): ATP binding; cyclin-dependent protein serine/threonine kinase activity
Source: RefSeq, a predicted model, not a curated record